This is a messenger RNA of Sciurus carolinensis (gray squirrel), 807 nucleotides long. Its product is annotated as cGMP-inhibited 3',5'-cyclic phosphodiesterase B-like. Lineage: Eukaryota; Metazoa; Chordata; Mammalia; Rodentia; Sciuridae. The record is from RefSeq and is a predicted model, not a curated record.
AUGUCGUGGACUCUGCUGCUUCUGAGCCCGCGCAGCGGAACCCCGGGCGGUGGCUGCAGGUGCAGCUCUGACGCUCUGGGAGACUGGGGGCGCCCCAGGCGCGGGGUCGGGGAUUGGGGAGCUCCAGCAGUCGAGUGGAGCGCGCUGCCACCCGCGGCCAUAAGGAGGGACGAGCGAGACGCCAAAGCCAUGAGGCAGUCGCGGCGUGGCUCCCCUUUCUCCCUGGCGCGCCUCUCGCUGGGCAUCCUGGUCGCCUUUGUCCUUGCCCUGCUGCUCGGUGCGGGGCCCAGGAGCUGGGCUGCCAGGGCCACCUGGCUGCGGACGCUGCUGAGCAUGUGCUCGCACAGUCACAGACUCCUCUUCAGCAUCGCCUGUGCCUUCUUCCUCACCUGCUUCCUGACGCGGACCGAGCGGGGCGGCCCUGGCCUGAGGGGCGGCUCCUGGUGGCUUCUGGCACUGCCCGCCUGCUGCUACCAGAGGAACUUCUUAGUGUGGCAGUGGUGGUCUUGGCCUGUGGGGGACACGGCCGCGGCGGUGGCGGCGGUGGGGGACAGGUUGUUGUUGGUGCUGAACUGCGUGGAUCUGCUGACGCUCGCGCACCUGGUUCCGCUGGGGCACAGCAUCCUGGUGCUGCUCUUCGCCGGUCACUAUGGUAGUGGCAAAAUGUUCAGGAGACCUUCGUUGCCUUGUAUUUCGAGGGAACAGAUGAUUCUUUGGGAUUGGGACUUAAAUCAGUGGUAUAAGCCUCAUAACCAGAAUUCUGGAGGCAGAAAUGGAGUUGAUCUUUCAGUGCUAAAUGAGUCUUGA